UUCUCUCUUCUUCUCUUCAAUAUUAAAUUAGGUCUAUUUCAUUUUAAAUGCAUGUGAUCAGUGCACUUUGAAGACCUCGAUGGCGUUGUCACUUAAUGCUUCUUGAAGAGCCGCAUCUUCUAAACAAUUGACCGGCGAUUUUCUGCAUAAAUUUGAAUUCCAGCAAGUUUAGAGAAAGAUUUUUGUCCAAGUGCGUUAAUUGCUUUUUUACUUUCAACGCACAACACGUAUUGUCGGACUGCAGAGGUUAUUCCAAAUAUUUUUAGACGCUGGGCCGCCUCGAGAAACGAUAAUUGAAUUUUGAAUAAACAAUUGAAUUAUUUAUUUCUAAAUAUAUUUAACGACGGGCGAAAUAGCCAUAUAGAAUUUUAGAGAUUUUUUAUCCAAUUAUGGGGUCCAAUCAUGAUCAAAUAUUUUUGCAUAUACUUCGUGAAGAGAAGAAUAUUAGUAACUUCUUGGAUGCCUUUUUUGGAUUUUUAUAUAGAUGUACAGACUUUUAUGUCGAAGCAAACUCAGAGCAAAAAUUGGGCUUUCCAUCAGGAAUAAUGGAGAAACUUGUUUUAAAUGCUAUGUAUAAAUGGAAAGAUGAAUCGAUUUUACAAAAAACUUCACAGAAGACAUUAUCUGUAAAUGAUAAUACAAAAAGCAUACAAUCAAAUCAAUCAGUUUUGAUACAAAAUGAAGAAUGCAGAUUUACUCCUCCAGUUGAGCAAGAAAUUGAAAUUAGUUCGUGUAACGAAUUUGAUAAUAUUAAAUCAUCCUGUGUACAAUCAUCCAAAGUAGAUCACAUAUCCGACAGUUAUAAUGGAGCUGUGAGGGAUAAUUAUAUUUGGACUCAGACUCUCAAUGAUUUAGAUGUACUUGUAAAGAUACCGGAACAUGUAAAAGCAUCCAAAGACACGGUCAAGAUCAACAUAAGCUCAAAUGAACUUAAAAUCGAUGUAAAGUCUUCUACUUCAUCAGUGGAUUCUAAAUGGGAUAACAUUUUUAAUGGCAAACUUAGUUUUAAAAUUCGGAGAGAUGAAUCUAUAUGGAGUAUCGAAGGAAAACAUAUUAAUAUUCAUCUUGAAAAGACUGCAGAGAGAUGGUGGGAAGCCUUAAUAAUUGACGAACCAAAAAUUGAUUUAAACAAAAUUGAUUGUUCGAAACAUUUUGAUGACAUGGCGCCAGAAGAACAAAUGAAAGUGCAAGAAUUGAUGUGGAAUCAUCAACAGAAAGUCUUGGGCAAACCAACAUCUGAACAAAUUAAAAUGGAAGCUACUUUGAAGCAGGCAUGGAAUGCAAAAGGAUCACCUUUCCAAGGUACGCCUUACGAUCCUUCUAUUUUGAAGUACAAUUAACAUAUUUUAAUGUUUCUCUAAAUUGUGAUAUUUAUAUACGUUAGAUACU
This is a messenger RNA of Pogonomyrmex barbatus (red harvester ant), 1389 nucleotides long. RefSeq names its product nudC domain-containing protein 3. Gene Ontology annotation, cellular component: cytoplasm. The record is from RefSeq and is a predicted model, not a curated record. NCBI's taxonomy places the organism in Eukaryota, Metazoa, Arthropoda, Insecta, Hymenoptera, Formicidae. Gene Ontology annotation, biological process: protein folding.